Molecule: messenger RNA, 4493 nt
Organism: Vombatus ursinus (common wombat)
Lineage: Eukaryota; Metazoa; Chordata; Mammalia; Diprotodontia; Vombatidae
Gene: GRHL2
Product: grainyhead like transcription factor 2
Exons: 16
Coding region: 171-2471 (766 amino acids)
Biological process (GO): brain development; regulation of transcription by RNA polymerase II; neural tube development
Cellular component (GO): nucleus
Molecular function (GO): RNA polymerase II cis-regulatory region sequence-specific DNA binding; DNA-binding transcription activator activity, RNA polymerase II-specific
Source: RefSeq, a predicted model, not a curated record
UGAAGGAGACUUGAAACGCCCCGACCCAAUCACGUCUUCCUGAGGUUGCUCCAGAGCCCGGAGCUGCCACUGCCUCCCUGGCUGCGGCUACUGCUGCUGUUACUGUUCAGGUAAACUUUGGAGAGUUACCUGCUCUUGGAGAGGGGCCUUACCUGAGCGCCUAUCUGCCAAUGGCAGCUCACCUGAGGGCUCUCUGCAGCCAAUCAGCGCGCAGCUCGUCCCUCAGGCUUGUACCCUUUAGUGAAAGAAUUCGGCUCCUAGCGAGAAAGUUACCUGUGGCCGCCCAAGUCCGCCACUUUUCACCCGCUCUGUGCCUCCCCUUUGCCACCAGCGAGGAGAACCCAGCAGCACCCCGCCGCCUCCGAGCUCUUGCCACAUGUGAGGGGGGCCCGCUCCUUAUCCCACCUUUCCGGCUAGGUGAGGGAGCGAGCGAGGUAGAGUGGUUGAGGGGGAACGGAAAAGCAGAAUUACCUGUACCUCUUGUUCUGCCAUCUCGGGCGCUCGCACACACCUUCACCUGCACAGACUUGAAAGUCCAGUUUCGCCAGAGACUGAGGCACCAGGAAAAGGGGAGAGAGUUCAUUGGAUCAAACAUGUCACAAGAGUCGGACAAUAAUAAACGACUCGUUGCUUUAGUGCCGAUGCCAAAUGACACACCAUUCCAUACCCGCCGGGCCUACACCAGUGAGGAUGAAGCCUGGAAAUCCUACCUGGAAAAUCCUCUGACUGCUGCAACCAAGGCGAUGAUGAGUAUCAAUGGAGACGAGGACAGUGCUGCUGCUUUGGGCUUACUGUAUGACUAUUACAAGGUUCCUCGAGAUAAAAGGUUGCUCACUGUUUGCAAAGCUAGUGACAGUCAAGAAGAUCAAGAUAAAAGAAACUGCCUUGGGACUAGUGAAGCCCAGAGCAACCUGAGUGGAGGAGGAGAAAACCGAGUACAGGUCUUAAAGACUGUUCCAGUUAACCUUUCUUUGAACCAAGAACACCUGGAGACCUUAAAAAGGGAACAGUACAGUGCAAAUGUGUCUGAGGGUUCAGCAGGCUGUGUGGCAGGAGUAGUGGUGGUGAAGGCUGAAGAGUUUACGCCCGUCUUCAUGGCCCCAUCUGUGCAGUACCCCAGAGGAGAAAGUGAGGAGCCCCGUGGUGUCAUCUUUGAGCAAAAUCAGUAUGAAGUACCCAGCAUGGCUCCCCAUGCCAACUAUCUCAAGGAUGACCAGCGAAGCACACCAGACAGCACUUACAGCGAGACUUUCAAAGAUGGCGCUACAGAGAAAUAUCGGAGUGCUUCAGUGGGGGCCGAAGAAUACAUUUAUGAACAAACAGCAAGUAGCACAUUUCAGUAUACUUUGGAAGCUACCAAAUCCCUACGUCAGAAGCAAGGAGAGGGACCCAUGACCUAUUUAAACAAAGGACAAUUCUAUGCCAUCACCCUGAGUGAGACAGGAGACAACAAGUGCUUCAGACAUCCCAUCAGCAAAGUCAGGAGUGUGGUGAUGGUUGUCUUCAGUGAAGAUAAGAACCGAGACGAGCAGCUGAAGUACUGGAAGUACUGGCACUCCCGGCAGCACACGGCCAAGCAGAGGGUGCUGGACAUCGCUGACUACAAGGAAAGUUUUAAUACAAUUGGAAACAUUGAAGAAAUUGCAUACAAUGCUGUUUCUUUCACCUGGGAUGUCAACGAAGAGGCAAAAAUUUUCAUCACUGUGAAUUGCCUAAGUACAGACUUCUCCUCCCAAAAAGGGGUGAAAGGGCUUCCUUUGAUGAUUCAGAUCGACACGUACAGUUACAACAAUCGAAGCAAUAAACCCAUUCACAGAGCUUACUGCCAAAUCAAGGUCUUCUGUGACAAGGGAGCAGAAAGAAAAAUCCGUGAUGAAGAGAGGAAGCAGAACAGAAAAAAAGGAAAAGGCCAAGCAACUCAAACCCAGUGCAACAACUCCACUGAUGGGAAGUUGACAGCAAUACCCUUACAAAAAAAGAGCGAUAUCACCUACUUCAAGACAAUGACUGACUUGGAUUCCCAGCCCGUUCUCUUCAUACCAGAUGUUCAUUUUGGAAACUUACAGAGGACUGGGCAGGCAUAUUACAGCACUGAUGACGAGCGAGAAGGUAGCAGUGUCCUUGUUAAAAGGAUGUUCAGGCCAAUGGAGGAAGAGUUUGGUCCACCACCUUCUAAGCAGAUGAAAGAAGAAGGAAUGAAGAGAGUGCUUUUGUACGUGAGGAAAGAGACUGACGAUGUGUUUGAUGCUUUGAUGUUAAAAUCACCCACCGUAAAAGGACUAAUGGAAGCGAUAUCUGAGAAAUAUGGGUUGCCAGUAGAGAAGAUUGCAAAACUUUACAAGAAAAGCAAAAAAGGCAUCUUGGUGAACAUGGAUGAUAACAUCAUCGAGCACUACUCCAAUGAGGACACCUUCAUCCUUAACAUGGAGAGCAUGGUGGAAGGCUUCAAGAUCACUUUGAUGGAAAUCUGACCGACCCUGCAAGCCCCCUCUGCAGGAACCAUCAUUGCAUUUCAUCCCCAGAAAAAAGCACGCCCCACCCCACCCCCAAGAACCCUGCAGACCCAAGUCACCUAUCUGAGAAAUGCUGUUACAAGACUGCUUUGGGGAGGGGAAACAAAGGAAAAAAUGCCCUUUUUAGUGUCGUGGGGCUUUUUGGCUCAGUAAUCAGGUCGCUGGGGCAGAGCUGAGGGAGGCCUGGUUUUCUAAUAGAACCCCAGCUGGGAAGGUACCUCCAGCCCCUUGGCUCUUUAUUUAUUGCCCACCACUCUCCAGAGCCAGCUGGUGCCUGGGCUUUAUAGGUCACUCCUGGGUAUGGAGUGAUCCAUCCUCAAGAUGAGAUAGUCUAGGGCCUUCCCCACUGAGGGAAAACAUCUGCUUGGUUCAGCUGGGGGAGGCUGGAACGUUUUAGUUAUUCCCCUUUCCCCCUGUGUGGUUGGACAAAGUGGGCUACUCCAUGGUAGAGUUAACCCAGGGGGUGCAAAGAAUCCAACACUCACAUUCACCAGUCAGAAACCCCCUUUCUUUGCCCUGGGGAAGGCAGUCUUGUCAAAUACCUCUAGAAGCUCCCAGCAAGUGGCCCAUGGGGACUUGUACAGAAAGAUGUUCAGCUACCGUGUAAUUUGUAAGUGACCUGAAAAGUAUGCCUCUUUAGCAUCUGUACAUAAUGUUUAUAAUAUUGCAAUAAUAUAUUUUACCUACUGUAUGUGGGCACGUUUACUGCCACUGUAUUUGGGGGGUGGGGUGCAUGCCCUGAGGUUCGCCUUUCUUCAAGAGCUUUCAUCCUGCCCCUCCCCCAGGGAUGGUGUUGGGCAGCAGACAUGGCCUGAAGUUGAGUAGUGUUCCUGGGCUGUGAGCCCAAGAAUUUACUGCCAGUGGAGGAGCUAGUCUCUAUGCAGCCUCUCCCCUGGGACUCCUUCCCUGUCCUCAGGGAGUUCCCCUUCCCUAAGCAUUGCUAUGUUCCCUUUCACUGGACCUGUUGCAUGCACCCGCUGAUUAUAUUCUUUCAUAUCCCCUUACUACUGGUUUUCUCUCAAGAAAAUCAAAGGGUCUCCUUGUCCCUUUCCAGUGUGCUGAUGCUAGAAACCCUGCAAGCAUGUGGGGGUGCCUCACAGUACCAAUCCCAUGGCCCAUCAAGUCACUGCAGGGUUUGGACCAGACUUUAACAUGCUAUUCCAUGUGCUUUAUUGGAUGAUUAUUCUCAUUUAAAUUAGCCAUGUUUUUAUCAUUACCCAGGAGCCUUAUUCCUGGGGCCUGACCACCAGAACAAGCUCUUAGGUGUAACUGGACCUCGUCAACAUAGGCACUUGUAAGGUUUAGAUUUAACUCUGUCUCCUCCCGCUGGCAUCAGAUGCUACGAAAGUGAAUGAAACUAUAAAAGUCCCUUUACCUCUCAAGCUGUACCCUUUUACUUUGAGAAGCCUUUCCAAAAACAAUGAUGUGGCCUGGGGAGAGAGCUCCUGGGAAAUAAAGAGGAAGAGAAAUGUUUUGAUAGAUGAUCUCUUAAAACAGCAAGCGAAUCUGAGCAUGUGUUUCAGUAAACAUGCUCUCUGUGAUUGGCCAGAGAGUCCAGAGCACUGAGCCCCUGGAAUGAGUAGAGUGGACUUUGUGUCCCCAGUAUGAACUUCUUAAUGUUCCCCCACCUCAGUUUCCCUUUGUCUAGCCAUUGGAUGCCAUACAUGAAGCACUUUGAGGUCUUGACUGGAAGGCACCCUGGAUUUCAAGUGCUGGAGAUGGACAUUGCAAAUCAGCACAAUGAACCAUACCUACCCCCUCCAUGGAACUGCCCCAAAUCUGCAUCCAGAUCCUCUCUGACCUGUCUUCUGCUCCCUCCCAGUCCAGCUUGCUUCUCUUUUAUCAGGGAACAAUAUUGAAAAGAGCACAGAUUGUCCCUAAGAAUGGGGAGUGGGUAGAGAGGAAGAUAUGGUGAUAACUCAGCUUUCUGUGUUUCCCUUGCAAAUCUGUUAACCCUUUCGCUGUGGCCAUCCAGAGAAA